AUGCUUGACGAAAACGCUCUUCGAUACCGAGAUCUAGGUCCGAUUGACUGUUCAACAAGUAUUAACUUGGAUAAGCUGAAAGGCAAGACCGUCCUGGUCACUGGAGGAAGUAGCGGAUUGGGCUUUGCCUAUGUCAAAGCAUACAGCGAGGCAGGAGCAACCGUGAUCAAUGCUGAUAUCAAGGACAUUGCAAACGAUGUCAAAUUGUCCGGCGUCCACUAUACCAAUUGUGAUGUUCGAUCAUGGGCGGACCAGAAGAAAGCGUUCCAACUAGCAGCAUCCAAGUCCGCCAGUGGUCUCAUUGACAUCGUUGUUGCAAAUGCUGGCAUCUCGGGAAAUGAUCACUUCUUGAUGGGUCUCGACGCCGCCGAUGUUCAGGAGCCUGACAUGCGAAUCGUCAACAUCGAUCUGAUCGGCGCCAUGUACACCAUCAGGCUGGCACUGAACAAUUUCAUCCUGCACCCAGAGACCGGUUCGACGAACAAGUGUUUGAUCAUCAAGGCUAGCCUGGCGGCAUAUGUGGACACGCUUCCAUCCUAUGGGUCUGCGAAAUUCGGACUUCGAGCUGUCAUGAGGGCUCUGCGUAAUAAAGACUAUUGUCGAGUCAAUCUGGUCGCACCUUGGUUCAUCCAUACCCCCAUCAUGACAGACGAGGUUGCUGGUGUACUUGGUGCUCAGCUCAAGAAGCAGGAUUCGGAUUUCGCCCAUGUUGAAGAUUCGGUUCAUUGUGUCCUCCGCAUUUCCACUGACGAGUCCAUCCAUGGUCGUGCGUUUGGAAUCAUUCCGCGACAGCAUGCAAAAGAGGGUUACAUCGAUCUGCAACAGGAUGAGUUUAAAAAGGAUGAUGCUGUGAUGCGUCAUUUGCAGGCUGCGGUUCUUCAGGUUUCACACCGAAAGUGA
Molecule: messenger RNA, 900 nt
Organism: Exophiala mesophila
Lineage: Eukaryota; Fungi; Ascomycota; Eurotiomycetes; Chaetothyriales; Herpotrichiellaceae
Exons: 7
Coding region: 1-900 (299 amino acids)
Molecular function (GO): oxidoreductase activity
Source: RefSeq, a predicted model, not a curated record